AUGAGUGCUAAAGUUGUUGCCAUGAUAGUUAUAUUCAUAACAAAUUUUAAGACGUGUCAAAGCAAGAGAUAUGAUGACUUCUCGUUAUUCAGCGUGAUCCCAGAAGAAGUGGAGCAUUUGAAAUUCCUACAGAAUCUGGAGAAGCAAAAGUAUAUAGAUAUAAUAUUUUGGAGGAAGCCAUUAAAACUGUAUCAUGAAGUGCACUUCAUAGUCAAUCCAGCUGAUACAAACCUUUUGGUAGAAAGGGCAAAACAUUUUAAAAUAAAAAUCAAUUUGCUGCAGCCUAAUCUCCAGCAGGCGUUUGAUGAUCAACGUAUAAAAAGAUAUCUUCGUCUUAGAGUGGAGACUUUUUCAUGGGACUAUUAUCAUUCCUUGGAGGACAUAUAUCAAUGGAUGACUGAUCUAACAUUGAAAUAUCAAGAAAACGUAGAAGUGAUAACAAUUGGAAAUUCAACAGAGGGACGAGAUAUAUUAGCAUUAGAAGUAAUGAACGGGAUUGGUAAAAAGCAAGUACUGAUCGAAGGUGGUAUCCAUGGAAAUGAAUGGAUCUCAGUAGAGUUUGUCACUUAUUUAGCCAAUCAAUUGAUAAACAAUGAUGGAUCAAAUCAACAGUUAGCUGCUCUUGCGAAGAACUACAAUUGGUAUUUGAUACCCAUACUGAACCCAGAUGGCUAUGAUUAUAAUCAAAAAGUUGAUCGUCUUUACAGAAAAAAUAGAAAUAAAUAUGGGGACGGUAUUGGCGUCGACUUGAAUAGAAAUUUCGAUUACAGCUUUAGAAAAUUUGCAACAAGUGACGAUCCUAACGAUGAGAAUUAUUGUGGCCCCAACCCCUUUUCUGAACCUGAAACAAAGGCGCUCAAAAGUUUUAUGGACAAGACUCUAAACGACUUAUAUGCUUACGUUGCAAUACAUAGUUAUGGACAGAAGAUUGUAAUACCAUACUCUGAUAGAGUUAACCACGUGGAUGACUAUGCUGAAAUGGCAAAUUACGGUAAACAAGCAAUAGUGAAAAUGUAUAAAUUAUACGGCAGAAAAUACAGCGUUGGCACAUUUUACGAUACGAUGGGUGAGAACAAAAAGUCAUUGUAA
Diatraea saccharalis (sugarcane borer) is the source of this 1089-nucleotide messenger RNA. The record is from the annotation of a GenBank genome assembly. Lineage: Eukaryota; Metazoa; Arthropoda; Insecta; Lepidoptera; Crambidae.